UCCGGAAGAUGCAGAAGCAGCGGGGCGCUAUGAUUACUGCUACCCUGCAUGUAGUUUUCGCACUACUUGGAUUCGUUUAUGGGGCAAAAAAUAAACCAGUUUUCAGUGAGGAAAUCAAAGAAAUAAUACAAACAGUCCACGACGAGUGUGUCGGUAAAACCGGGGUCUCUGAGGAGGAUAUAGCGAAUUGCGAAAACGGCAUAUUUAAGGAGGACGUGAAAUUGAAGUGCUAUAUGUUUUGCCUUCUGGAGGUUGCCGGCCUUGCCGAUGAAGACGGGACUGUCGAUUAUGAUAUGCUGGUCAGUUUAAUCCCAGAAGAAUAUUCAGAAAGAGCGUCAAAGAUGAUAUUCGCCUGUAAUCAUCUAGACACUCCAGAAAAGGACAAAUGUCAGAGGUCUUUUGACGUUCAUAAAUGCACUUACGAAAAGGACCCCGAGUUUUAUUUCUUAUUCUAAGGAUCUAGCUGCUGACGUCUAUGAGGAACAUAGUGAUUAAUAGUACUCUGAAAUAAAUUGCGUGCAAUAUGAA
Molecule: messenger RNA, 528 nt
Organism: Manduca sexta (tobacco hornworm)
Lineage: Eukaryota; Metazoa; Arthropoda; Insecta; Lepidoptera; Sphingidae
Product: general odorant-binding protein 83a
Exons: 6
Coding region: 9-455 (148 amino acids)
Molecular function (GO): odorant binding
Source: RefSeq, a predicted model, not a curated record